This is a messenger RNA of Dromaius novaehollandiae (emu), 2750 nucleotides long. RefSeq names its product solute carrier family 39 member 3 (gene SLC39A3). The record is from RefSeq and is a predicted model, not a curated record. Gene Ontology annotation, cellular component: plasma membrane. Gene Ontology annotation, biological process: zinc ion transmembrane transport. The coding region runs from base 1317 to 2264 and encodes 315 amino acids. The transcript has 4 exons. Gene Ontology annotation, molecular function: zinc ion transmembrane transporter activity. NCBI's taxonomy places the organism in Eukaryota, Metazoa, Chordata, Aves, Casuariiformes, Dromaiidae.
GCGGGCGGGGGGCGGGCGCCGUGCGGGGGCGGCCUGGCCGGGGCGCGAGCCGGGAGCCGGCGACGUUCAGAUUCAGCCUGCUCCGAUGACGUCUUGGGAGAAAUUCCCUGCGCGCAGCAUUUAUCUUUUCCAGCGUGACCUGGUUGUUUUCAGGAGGACAUCAAGUGUUGGGAGGUGCUCAGAGAAGGGAGGUUUGGGGGGAAUCCAGCCUGCUUUCCGCGAACUGUGUGUCGGUACUCAGCGUCUAGCACAAUCUUUGCUGUGCUAGUGUGUUAUGGGCAUUCUGAAAAUGUGUUUCUGAUGGACAAACUGAGAUUUAAAAGGUCACGUACAAGGAAAUCCUCUUUUUUCUUCCACGGAGACCUGCCCAUUUAUAUAAUACUUGUACCUGCUUGCUUGAACAUUUUGUUAUGGACUGGUAAACCAAGUAAUACCUGUCCUGAGUUACUUCUUUGUUGCAGAAGUUGUUAGGCUGCCCAAAUAACCCAGGUGUUAGAGGCGCUGCAUGCUGGUCUCUCAGAGCAGGUUGAGAGAAACGCAAAGUAUUCCUUUUAUAUACUAUACCACCUCAUUUUUCACUAAGCUGCUUUUCUCCUGAGGUUGUGGGGCAGGAAAGAGCGGCUGCUCCACCUGCCGUCAAAAGCUUGAGGCUUUAGUCUUUGUUGGGGGCUGUUGCUAGGUGAAAGAAAAGGCUAGAGGUUUUCUGAAUUUCUGAGCGGAAGCCAGGCUUGUACCAGAGGCGGUGUGAAUUUGGGAAAACAGAGGCUUUUCUUUCUCUCUUGGCUGAUGUUUCUGGGGUCCCUGUCCUGGGAGUUGUCUGCAUACCUCGCAUAACAGACAUGGGUGGUGCCUUCUCGCUUAAGGAGUCGAGUCGCAAGCUCUUGUGGUUUGUGCUUCCAACGUGCUGCUGUGAACGUAGGUUUCUGAGAGCUCGUUUGAGAAGCUUGGCAUAGCAACGGAACAGCGCCGUGCAAGGUUAAAUCAUUGUUGUUCUGUUGAUGCUAAAACCACAGCAUGUACUUUACAAAGGCAAUGUGACUUGGUAGCUGUGUCAGCACGACGUUGACAAGCGUUCGCAGUCCUGGAGUCAACAUCUCUGGAGAGUGAACCUUCAUGUCAGCCACAGUGACAGCAGCAGCCCACGUCGGCUGCCUGCUGUGGGAGCCCUGUCAAGCUACUGAGUGCAGGAGCAGAUUUCCCUUGAUGUUUGUCUGUGCUGUUGCCUGCUGAUGUAACUGUUUUAGCAGCCGCCGGAGGGACUCCCAGCAGCUUGCUUUCGCAGAGCCCUUGGCAGGGAACGUUCGCCAGGAAGCGCAAUGAAGAUCGUGAUAGCCAAAGUGCUGUGUCUGCUGGGCGUCUGUGUCCUCAUGCUGGUCGGGUCCCUCCUACCCGUCAAGAUAAUCGAGGCAGAUUACGAGAAAGCUCAUCGCUCCAAGAAGGUCAUUGCCCUCUGCAAUUCUUUUGGAGGAGGGGUCUUCCUGGCCACCUGCUUCAAUGCCUUGCUGCCUGCUGUGAGAGACAAGCUCAGUGAAGUUCUCAGUCAGGGGAACGUGACCACGGACUACCCCGUAGCUGAGACCAUCAUGAUGGUUGGCUUCUUUAUGACGGUCUUCGUCGAGCAGCUCAUCCUGACCUUCCAGAAGGAAAAGCCCUCCUUCAUUGACUUGGAGACCUUCAAUGCUGGCUCAGAUAUCGGGAGCGACUCUGAAUAUGAGAGUCCCUUCAUAGCAUCUUCCCGAGGGCGCACGUUGUACAGUGAACACGGUCACCACUCCCACAGCCAUGGUCUGAACAUCCAGGAGCUCUCCCGGUCCAGUCCCUUACGACUCUUCAGCCUGGUGUUCGCUUUAUCGGCGCACUCCAUCUUUGAGGGACUGGCCCUGGGCUUGCAGGAAGAGGGUGGCAAAGUCAUGAGCUUGUUCCUGGGAGUUGCUAUUCACGAGACAUUGGUGGCAGUGGCGCUGGGUAUCAGCAUGGCCAAGGCCUCAUUGACACUGAAGGACGCUGCCAAGGUAGCUGUGACCGUGAGCCUGAUGAUUCCUCUGGGCAUCAGCAUUGGGAUGGGGAUUGAGAGCGCCCAGAACGUGGCCAGCAACAUUGCUUCUGUGCUCCUACAAGGCAUUGCAGGAGGCACUUUCUUGUUCGUCACCUUCUUUGAGAUCCUUGCAAAGGAACUGGAAGACAAGAACGAUCGUCUCUUGAAGGUCCUCUUCCUGGUGCUGGGCUACACAGCUCUGGCUGGGCUGGUCUUCUUCAAAUGGUGAGCAGGGAAGUGAUGGAAAGAAAACCUUACCUCCUUCCCCUUGCAGAUGGCACCAGAAGUGAGCCUACCCUCCAGCCAAGGGGGGCACUGAAGUUUAAAAGCUAAGUGAAACAACGUAGUCCCGGUGGUAUCUCGGUAUCGACCUGAAGAAGGAGAAUUACUUUCUGUGGACACAAAGGGAGAUAAAAACAAGGAGUGUCCCAGUGUAGAUGUCACAAGAUAUUGUCCCUGCCCAUUGGAUCUGCGGGUCAGCAGCUUGUGCAGAGAUUACUGGACACAAACAUUAAGUAUCCGGUUCUGACACCGCCUUCAGAGAGAGCUUGUCAAGCAUGUCUUUCCUAUUGAUCUGCACAUCCAACCCCUUCCCUUCCUCCCCUCACACCCGUUUCAGAAACUUUGGUUGAGAGUCUGCUUCCUUCAGUCUCUGGUUCUGAGAAGGUGAGAAUCGGUACCAGAGAAAUAAAGUCAAACGCAGGUGGGAUAAUGA